Messenger RNA from Branchiostoma floridae (Florida lancelet), 1046 nucleotides. Its product is annotated as phenazine biosynthesis-like domain-containing protein. Gene Ontology annotation, molecular function: isomerase activity. The record is from RefSeq and is a predicted model, not a curated record. Gene Ontology annotation, cellular component: cytoplasm. The transcript has 8 exons. Bases 88 to 966 code for a protein of 292 amino acids. Lineage: Eukaryota; Metazoa; Chordata; Leptocardii; Amphioxiformes; Branchiostomatidae. Gene Ontology annotation, biological process: biosynthetic process.
AAGAAUGACUGAGUCACACGUCAUUGAGUGAAAACACCCAGUCCAGGUUGUGUGCUGUAUGACACUGAAUGCACCCCCUUUUCAGCAAUGGAAUGUCCCGUAGUUGUACAUGAAGGUCAAAAGUUGAACAAAAUGGCUGCCAUUGGUCAGAAGUGGGUUCCUCUGUACCAAGUUGAUGCCUUCACUGACCAGCCAUUCGGAGGCAACGCCGCAGCUGUGUGUCUCCUGGGAGAUGAGGAGCUAACUGAUGACCAUCUACAGAAGAUUGCGGCUGAGAUGAACCAGUCUGAGACUGCCUUCAUCUGUAAACUGUCACCUCAGGAUGACUUCAUCUCCAGUUCUGUAUUCAGAUUGCGAUGGUUCACCCCUGUGAGUGAAAUGCUCCUGUGUGGCCAUGCCACUCUGGCAUCAGCUGGUGCUCUCUUCUAUGUCAUCAAAAACCCCAGUUCCCAGCUGACCUUCCAGACCCUGAGUGGAGACCUGUUUGCCAGGAGGGAGGGAGAUUUCAUCUCACUGGACCUGCCUGAAAAUAAGUCACAGCCUCAGGAUGGUGGAAAAUACAAGGACUUAAUAAAGGCUACCAUUGGCUCCUUCCCUGUUCAAGAAGUCCGCUUCUGUAGUUCCGUUGGAGGGGACCUGCUGAUCAGGAUACCUGACAGCAUCACAAGAGAACAGUUUGAGAAGAUGACACCAGACAUCCAAGGCAUGAUGGCUGCCCACCAAGAAGAGAUAAGAGGAGUUAUAGUCACAUUGAAAGGAAGCCUGGAGAAUGGUUGUGUUGAUGAUGAGGGAGUCCAGUAUGACUUUGUCUCUCGUUUCUUUGACCCCUGGAGCGGUCUGCCAGAAGACCCAGUAACAGGGUCAGCACAUACAGUCCUGGCCAGCUACUGGGCUAAGGAGCUGGGCAAGACUGAGUUCUAUGGUAAGUUUGUAUAUUUUGAUGUGGUCUUGUAUUUUCAUGAUUGACACUUCAAGUUUCCAUGUUUUCCAGGGCUGUCUUUGAUUUUUUCCAUCCCACUCAUUGUUGGGUAGCCUAUAAGCCUAGA